Cantharellus anzutake is the source of this 1838-nucleotide messenger RNA. RefSeq lists its product as uncharacterized. Bases 199 to 1830 code for a protein of 543 amino acids. The transcript is spliced from 7 exons. NCBI's taxonomy places the organism in Eukaryota, Fungi, Basidiomycota, Agaricomycetes, Cantharellales, Hydnaceae. The record is from RefSeq and is a predicted model, not a curated record.
AUUUUGCCCCAGUCGGAGGAGCGAAGUGUCGCGGGCUAAGUUUCGGAGUAGGUGAUCGGAUAUUUGUUCAACUCCGUACCAUGUGAUCUUUUGUAUUGAGUACAGAACGUGACUAGCAUCGUGGUACGAGUCUGAGACUAGGCACGUUUCUCCGUACCACACAGAAAAGAGACCUCCAUCACACCGCCUCCGCCUAAGAUGAUUUGGUACCUUCCGUCCUUAUUGUCGAUAGCUUAUAUUGGUUUUCGUCUCUACUGGUGGCGCUUACGCCAAGUCGCCAUCAGAACUGCCACGGUCUUACAUGUUUUGCGCUCUCUUGAGGAAUCGGCCCCUUCGAGUGACAGGAAGUUUCCGGGAAUUGCAGUGAUCGCUGGAGGAAGUAUCGCUGGCUACCUUACCGCUCGAGUCCUCUCCGAUUUCUUUCAAAGAGUUGUUAUCAUAGAACCAGAUACAAGACUCGUCGCUCAUGGCUCGCGAGUCGGCCAACGCUCCCAAAUCCACCUUAUUUCUGUCAUUGGCACCAAAUUGCUUCGGUUGCUUUUUCACGACUUUGACAACGAGGCUAGAAAGGAGGGCGCCAACGUGAGAGUUGGCUGGCUCUCCUGGGUUUCUGGUGGAUGGACACCACAGAUCACCCUCAGUUCGAUUCCAGAUAGGCUAACGAUAACUCGGAUAACGCUUGAAAAACUCAUUCGCCGCCUUGUUGAGGAAUAUGCCGGUCCUGCCCUUCAAGUUAUCCAGGGAACUGUGACUGAGAUGCACGCUGCGUCGGAUGGUGACAGCAUAUCAUCCAUCACCUACAUACCCGCCUCGCCACCCGAAGGAUCACGGUCUAUUACGCUCAACGCUGCAUUCUUCUCCGAUUGUUCAGGACUAGCUUCCAUUUCAUCGAAACUCCUUUCAAAGGCAUCCCCUACCUGGGGACCAUACCGCACCCACGAAUAUGGAUGCAAAAUGUUUUAUCAUACGACCAUUUUACCCCCUAUUACGGACCAAUCUGUUCAAGAAAAAUUGUCACGAACGCUUCCGGACCAUUUUCACACCUUCGGUCGAUGGGAUGCUAUCGACAUGCUUCAGAGUUUUCAACCAACACACGUUUCUGGUAGAGAAUGCUACAUAGUUGAGAAAUCGUCAGGGAAUCAGAUCUCAUUACUCCACGGAGGGUGGGGUACCAGCGACGGCGGAUUGUCGCAGACGCUUCCCCAGUUCGUGGAGAAUGUGGAAGCAAUUCAGACGCGUACAUACAGAGAUCGACCCGAGCAGAAUACAUCGGGCUGGGUCUUGAAUUUCCUGCAAGUGCUAGCUGAAAAUGUCGAAGGUGCCGAAGAGAUCAGGUUCAAUAGCUGGAAAAUCCCGACUAGCCGCCUCACAGACUUCAGGACGGGACGCUUGCCUUCUAACUUUGUCGCAGUGGGUGACUCACGCCUUUCGCUCAACCCAGCUUUUGGACAAGGCAUCACCAAAAUUCUUUCUGAAUUGGCCUUCAUUCAUGCUAUUCUGCGUGAAUCUCAAUCCGGCCCCUCGCUUUCUGUGUCUCAAACGUAUUUCACGCGAAGCGCAGCUGUGGUGCAUGACAUGUACACCUUCAACAAGUUCUUAGACUAUGGUCAUUCGACAACUGUGCCGGAGGAAGGCGAAUCCAAGGAAGUAGGGAAGGACUCAAGAGAGUUCUGGGCUAGCCUCAUGGAACUCACUCAGCAGAGCAAGACGGUAACAGACAUGGUCAUCCCCCCAUUCAAUGGGCUAGCGCCAAGCAUGGAUAUGGGACAUCCCUAUAUCAUAUUCAGACUCCUGCUUCUCAAAUGGAAGAAAAUACUCGGUUUGGCUUGAUCAUCUAC